This is a messenger RNA of Colletotrichum fioriniae, 738 nucleotides long. RefSeq lists its product as uncharacterized. Gene Ontology annotation, cellular component: plasma membrane. The record is from RefSeq and is a predicted model, not a curated record. NCBI's taxonomy places the organism in Eukaryota, Fungi, Ascomycota, Sordariomycetes, Glomerellales, Glomerellaceae.
AUGUCCGUGUUACAGUGUACCAACGCAUGCCAAGCUGCCGGCUACUCGCUCGCCGGCGUGGAGUACUCGUCCGAGUGCUAUUGCGACAAUCAACUCCGCAACACUGGCUCCGCGGGCUUCGACGGCUGCAACAUGCUCUGCUCCGGCAACAGCUCCGAGUAUUGCGGCGGCUCCAAUCGUAUCAACGUCUAUCAGGCAUCCGCUAAGCCGAAAACUCCCAGCGUCUUGCCCUCAGCCAAUGUUGGCGUUAUUGGUGGCACACAGAACAUGUCUGUCGGCGGUUGUGUUUCAGCUUGCACUGCUGCUGGAUACCCCAUCGCCGGCGUCGAGUACUCGCAGGAAUGCUGCAGAGUUCUGUGGCGGAAGCAAUCGCCUCAACAUCUAUGCUCCGGGUUCUCUGACCUUGCCGGUCAGCUCGACGUCCUCUUCCACCUCUUCGACGACCUCGACAAGCUCUAUUUCAUCAUCUGUCUCAACCACCUCGAGCUCCUCUACAAGUUCAAAGUCUACGACAAGCUCCACUACAUCAUCUACGCCGACCUCUGUCUUGUCAACAUCUUCGUCCACCUCGACUUCUUCCCCGACCUCUUCAACGACUUCAAACACUACGAGCACUACGAGCAGCUCGUCCACGAAGACCUCCACAAUCACUACCACCAGCUCUUCGAGUACUACUGCCUCCAGUUCGUCGUCUUCGAAGACGUCAUCGUCCUCGUCCACUUCAACCACUUCGGCUAA